UGUUGAGGUCUGGACUCUGGAGUGGUGAGUACAUUAUACUGAGAACACCAGAACCUUCCUACCUUCCUUGUUUUGUGUCUGUAUCUUCCUUUCUCAUUGAGGGCUUUAUGACUGAAACACAUCCUUCUAGACCCAUAACAUUCAGCUGUCUUUUCACAGAGGAAGGAUGAACAAAAACACCUGAAACUGGGGCUUGUCUGUCUCUCUCUCUCUCUCUCUCUGUCUCUCUCUCUCUCUCUGUCUCUCUCUCUCUCUCUCUCUGCUCAAACUAAUGUUUAUCUGAUGCAGGCAGUUUGGAUAAGGCAGUUUACUCUGGUCUACUGUAUUCACUAAUUGGGGUAACAUUUGCUGACUGUUUUUCAAUUUAGCUUUCCAAGAUUAUUCUCCCUGAAGGAGGAUACAGCGAGUUUCUUGAUUCAAAACAAAAAACAUCGGAAGCUGUUAAAAAAACAGCAGAAGAUAACAUACGUAAGUCUCAAGAAAAACAAAAAGAAGCAUAUGCCAGAAAAGUGCAGAAGAAAUACCAAAAUGUUGAGUAUAAUGAUGGGGAUGAAGUACUUCUACUGAAUAUGAGGAAGCGAGGAAGGAAAGGCGGAAGAAUAGAACCGGAUUUCUCUGGUCCAUAUGUUAUCCAGUCAGUCCGUGGCAAACUUGUCACAUUAAAAAACCCUGAAGGAGCCAUCCUGAAAAACAAAUACAACAUUGGCCAUCUAAAACCAUAUAGAAGAAGCCAGGCAGCCGACAGUAGCAGCAGCAUCUUCUCUCCUUGUCCUCAGCAGUCUUCUUCCAAGAAGAAGAGUUCAGAAGAGUACACAGACCCAAAUGUACAACGGUGCUCAGUUAUACGUUUAGCUUCAAAACAAGCUGAUGUCAAAAAACAUGUGCAAACAACCACAGUAACUGAAAAGCCUGCAACAAAGAGCUCAUCAAACACUGAAACAACUUCAGUAACUGAAAAGCCUGCAAUGAAGAGCUCAUCAAACACUGAAAGAAGCAUUCAAGAAGAAGGUGGCAUAGUUACAAAGUUCAGAUUUUGACCUGUUGGUCCGUUUGUUACCAGUUUGGUCUAACCCAGAACAUUUUUGUUCAUGGAGGUUUGCCCAUGAUAAACUGUUUUCUUCUUCUUCUUCUUCUUUCUAUAAGCCCCCUGGCUGUGUUUGAACUGUUGGUCUUAAUCUUGCCAUUUCACAUUUUAGGGUGGACAAAAUAACCUAUGAAAAUGCAAGGUAUUUGAUGUAUCGAAGGAAUUCUUCUCCAGCCCCUAGUAAUGAGACUCUGGUCUUCAAAGGACAACAAUCAGGUGGAAGCAGUUGCCGGGCCAUACAAAUUGUAUGAUUCUUCUUUUAGAACACUGCAAGGGACCGAAUGGGUCGCUGAUGAAGUGAUUGAUGCAUACCUGAACCAUCUGAUUGAACAACAUAAGACGCCUGUAUAUCAGCUGUGUGCAGUGGUUGCUUCUUCUUUAGCUGCUGGACAGUUUCGAUGUCUCAGAAAGAUGAAGUUCCCAGUUGAGGACACAUGGCUGUGCCCUGUCAAUACCGGAGGACAUUGGAUUCUUGUGAUUGUCAGCAUGUCAAGAAAGAUCCUCUCCAUCAUUGACCCCAUGGGAAAUGAGGGAUUAUAUGAUAGAAAGAUUUUGCGGAACUGGAGGAAUUUUUUAAAGAUGAUUGGACACCAAGAUCACAGCGCUGAAUGGCGAACAACAGUAUUGAAACACAACCCACAGCAAGAUGCGAGCAGCUGUGGCGUUUUAGUGCUAAAGUUGGCAGAAGAUUUUCUUUCUACUGGAGCUAUCGACAAUGUGCAGACAACACAAGCAGCUAUUAGCACCGCCCGAAUGGGGAUAGCCUGUUCAUUGCUUGAACGUAAAGGCAAUGCAGAGGACUACUGCACAGUUUGCUCUAUGCUGGAAGGGGAUGGAGACAAGAGCAUGACUGAAAUGGUGCAGUGUGAUGUGUGCAGUCGCUGGGCACAUUUUGAAUGUGUCCAAUAUAGUAAAGAGAUUUCCGCCAACUACCACUGUAGAAAGUGUACAGUUAACAAAUAACCUGAAUGUAUUUUUUCCUGGAUUAAGCUGCACUUUGCACUGUUUGUUUUAAAAUGUAAAAUCUAAGUACACUGUAUAAUAUGUUUAUAAAAAUGUGUGUUAUUGGAUUACAAUGCAAUGUUCAACUUAAUUAGUAAAAGUAUUAGCAAACCAUGAGAAAAAAAAACUUUGGGGAUUCAGUAAAAUCACAGUGAACCUUAAUCAACUCCCA
This is a messenger RNA of Astyanax mexicanus (Mexican tetra), 2258 nucleotides long. RefSeq names its product sentrin-specific protease 2-like. Gene Ontology annotation, cellular component: nucleus. The record is from RefSeq and is a predicted model, not a curated record. Gene Ontology annotation, molecular function: deSUMOylase activity. Gene Ontology annotation, biological process: protein desumoylation. Lineage: Eukaryota; Metazoa; Chordata; Actinopteri; Characiformes; Acestrorhamphidae. The coding region runs from base 1268 to 2047 and encodes 259 amino acids. The transcript is spliced from 10 exons.